This is a messenger RNA of Harpegnathos saltator (Jerdon's jumping ant), 1050 nucleotides long. It is a transcript of the gene mRpS7, whose product is annotated as mitochondrial ribosomal protein S7. The transcript is spliced from 5 exons. Gene Ontology annotation, biological process: translation. Bases 78 to 731 code for a protein of 217 amino acids. NCBI's taxonomy places the organism in Eukaryota, Metazoa, Arthropoda, Insecta, Hymenoptera, Formicidae. The record is from RefSeq and is a predicted model, not a curated record.
CCUCUCUCCUUCUUCUCUCUGCCGUAAACACACACGAUUACGCAUGUUUUGCUUGUUAUGUGUGUUACAUUAAACAAAUGUUCCGUUUCAGUUGCAAUUUUGCAAUUUUCAGAAGAGAAUACAGUGUCUUUCCGAAGCAUUAUAUUCAACCAACAUUUAGGAAAGAUGAGCAGGAAGAGUUACUUCAAAGCGAAGAUGGGAAGAAAAUCGGUCAUGAACUCGUCAAACCAGCGUUGGCAACUGACACAUGCUCCGACUUUUACGAUCCCAAAGUGAUGAAAUUUACAAAUGUCAUUAUGAGAAAUGGAAAUAAACUAUUGGCAAAGAAACUGGUAACUUAUGCUUUUGAAAAUGUAAAGAGGAUACAGUUGCAACGUUAUCACAAGGCAACCGACGAGGAGGAGAAAGAAAAGAUCGAAUUGGAUCCUGUUAGGGUUUUUCACCAUGCUCUCGCUAAUUGCACACCAGUUUUAUAUUUGAAAGCAACUAAGAAAGGUGGAAUUACAUAUCAGGUGCCUGUACCGAUUGAAUCUUCAAAAGCACAACAUACAGCAAUGAAAUGGUUGAUAGAAGCUACAAACGAUAAAGGACAUGAAGAAAGGUUCUAUGACACAUUAGCCAGAGUACUAGUAGCAACUGCUCAAAAUCAGGGUGGUGCGGUCAGACGAAAGCACGAAUUAUACAAAAAAUGUCAAGAACAUCGGGCUUAUGCACACUUUAGGUGGAUGUAGAUAUGAUAACUUUUUCUUCUGUGAAGUAAACAGGAUUGUCUUAUAAAGAGGAUCGGUAAUACGAAGCCUAUUAUCUGAUAAAGGAAUUACAUCAUGGAUGUUGGUCUUCAAGUCGAUUCUCCGCCCCCAAUAAUUUAUAUAAGAUAAUAUCACACUUUCUUCGUCCAAAUUUAUAUAUAUUAGUCCGACGAGAUUGUUACACAGGAUUGUGGUAGAGUGUAGCCAUGCGGAUAGUAUAAGUACUGUAAUAAAAAAAGGGGGAAAAACAUUUAUUGAGCGAUAAGGACAUUCGGCAAUAAAUAAUUUUUAAUAUGUGUUA